Messenger RNA from Paraglomus occultum, 351 nucleotides. NCBI's taxonomy places the organism in Eukaryota, Fungi, Glomeromycota, Glomeromycetes, Paraglomerales, Paraglomeraceae. The record is from the annotation of a GenBank genome assembly.
AUGCCAUUGAGUGUUACCGGGAAAGCAAACAUCAUUAUAAACCAACUGUGUGAAGAAAUGAUGCAACAUUGGAUCAACUUGAAGCAGCCAGGUGACAAAGAAACUGUUAUCAAUAUCGCUGCUUGGAUGCGGCACUUUACGGCAGAUUUCAUAGCUGUUUUCACAGCUGAAAAGCGAAUGUCUUUUAUGAAGUACUAUUAUCAAAAGCUAAAGAAUGAACCGCUCACCGAAGAGAUACUCGAUAACGAAAAGUUUAUCGAAAAAAGAAUUGAUCCAUCAUUAAAAAGACCAAUGACUGAUGAUGAAAUUCGUGGCCUCAUGGUUGAUGCGUAUGUUGCCGGUACAGAUACG